GUGACUCAUUGUGUCUGUGUCGAGGCGUCGGGAGGGCCUAGGUCCUUGUGCAGCACCCUUCGGCCGUUCUGAGCCCCAGAGUCAGCUUCCCUUUCUCUCCCAGCGCCCCAAGGCCGCUCCCGGGGCUCACGGAAUCAUACAGAAACAGAUAAUCAGAGAACAUCUCCUAGGACGGAAAGGAGAGGACAGACUCUUAUUUGGAUCAAGUCGGUUCCCUGAGCCUGAAUGAUGACUGCUGAAUCAAGGGAAGCCACUGGUCUGUCCCCCCAGGCUGCCCAGGAGAAGGAUGGUAUCGUAAUAGUGAAGGUAGAAGAGGAAGAUGAGGAAGACCAUAUGUGGGGUCAGGAUUCCAGCCUGCAGGAGACUCCUCCACCUGACCCAGAGAUCUUCCGCCAACGUUUCAGGCACUUCUGUUAUCAGAACACUUUUGGGCCUCGAGAGGCUCUGAGUCGACUGAAGGAACUUUGUCAUCAGUGGCUACGACCAGAAAUAAACACCAAGGAGCAGAUCCUGGAGCUGCUGGUGCUGGAGCAGUUCCUUUCCAUCCUGCCCAAGGAGCUUCAAGUCUGGCUGCAGGAAUACCGUCCUGAUAGUGGGGAGGAGGCCGUGUCUCUUCUGGAAGAUUUGGAGCUUGAUUUAUCAGGACAGCAGGUCCCAGGUCAAGUUCAUGGACCUGAGAUGCUGGCAAGGGGAAUGGUGCCUCUGGAUCCUAUACAGGAGUCCUCGAGCUUUGAUCUUCAUCAUGAGGCCACCCAGUCCCAUUUCAAGCAUUCAUCUCGGAAACCCCGCCUCUUACAGUCACGGGCUGUCCCUGCCACCCACGUUCCUGCCCCUCAUCAUGAGGGGAAUCCCAGAGACCAGGCGAUGGCAUCUGCACUAUUCACGGCAGAUUCCCAGGCAAUGGUGAAGAUCGAGGACAUGGCCGUGUCCCUCAUCCUGGAGGAAUGGGGAUGUCAGAACCUGGCUCGGAGGAAUCUCAAUAGGGACAACAGGCAGGAGAAUUAUGGGAACGUGUUUUCCCAGGGUUGUGAAAACAGGAAUGAGAAUAAGGAGUCGACUUCCAAGGCUGAAGUCAGAGGAGACUCAGCAUCACGUGGCGAGACAAGAGGAAGAAUCCAGAAAGAUUUUGGAGAAAAACGUGAACAGCAGGGCAGAACAGCAGAAAGGCAGCAGAAGAAUCCUGAAGAGAAAACUGGAAAAGAAAAGAAAGAUUCAGGGCCAACUACAGUCAAAGAAAAGAAACCAACUACAGGAGAGAGAGGUCCCAGGGAGAAGGGUAAAGGAUUGGGAAGAAGCUUCAGUCUGAGUUCAAACUUUCACACCUCUGAAGAAGUUCCGACAGGAACGAAGUCUCAUAGAUGUGAUGAGUGUGGUAAAUGCUUCACAAGGAGUUCAAGCCUUAUUCGCCAUAAAAUCAUCCACACUGGAGAAAAGCCCUAUGAAUGCAGUGAGUGUGGGAAAGCCUUCAGUCUGAACUCAAAUCUUGUACUGCAUCAGAGAAUCCACACGGGAGAGAAACCUCAUGAAUGUAAUGAGUGUGGCAAAGCCUUCAGUCAUAGUUCAAAUCUCAUUCUACAUCAGCGAAUUCACUCUGGAGAGAAACCUUAUGAAUGUAAUGAGUGUGGGAAGGCCUUCAGCCAGAGCUCAGACCUUACAAAACAUCAGAGAAUCCACACAGGAGAGAAACCUUAUGAAUGUAGCGAAUGUGGAAAAGCUUUCAACCGAAACUCAUACCUUAUUUUGCAUCGGCGAAUUCACACUCGAGAAAAGCCCUAUAAGUGCACUAAGUGUGGCAAGGCCUUCACCCGGAGCUCGACCCUCACUCUGCAUCACAGAAUCCAUACAGGAGAGAGACGUUACAUAUGUGCUGAGUGUGGAAAAGCCUUUAGUAAUAGCUCAAAUCUUACUAAACACCGGAGAACACACACUGGUGAGAAACCCUAUGUAUGCACCAAAUGUGGGAAAGCCUUCAGUCACAGCUCAAACCUUACCCUUCAUUACAGAACACACUUGGUGGACCGGCCCUAUGACUGUAAGUGUGGAAAAGCCUUCGGUCAGAGCUCAGAUCUCCUUAAACAUCAGCGAAUGCACACUGAAGAGGCACCAUAUCAGUGUAAAGAUUGUGGGAAAGCUUUCAGUGGUAAAGGCAGCCUCAUUCGACACUAUCGAAUACACACUGGGGAGAAACCUUAUCAAUGUAAUGAAUGUGGGAAGAGCUUUAGUCAGCAUGCAGGUCUUAGUUCUCAUCAGAGACUCCACACUGGAGAAAAGCCAUAUAAAUGUAAGGAGUGUGGAAAAGCCUUCAACCACAGCUCCAAUUUUAAUAAACAUCAUAGAAUCCAUACCGGGGAAAAGCCCUAUUGGUGUAAUAAUUGUGGAAAAACCUUCUGUAGUAAGUCAAAUCUUUCCAAACAUCAGAGAGUCCACACUGGAGAGGGAGAAGUGCUUUAACUGUCAAGUAUGCUCUCUGAGUGUUUUUUUGUUUUGUUUUUUAACUUUAGAAUAUGAGUGCUAGGGAGAAGCCAGGUAAUUAUAACAAACUUCAGUGGUAGAUUUUGUUUCACGCAACAUCGAAGGACACUAGAGGGGUGAGAGCGGUGGCACAGUAGGUAGGAAGGUCCUGGAGGGUGUGGUGGAUUCUUCACUUGGCAGCUUAAUGGGCAGGAUCCCCUCACCACACUUCAGGUCCCAUUAACAAUGCCAGCAUUGCCUUUUGUAGAGUUAAAAUGAUGUGUAUUGAGUAUAAUUAUGGAAAAAACAUUAUGACUGUUUAACUGUUUUAACAUACAUUUAAGAAUCGUGAUUUGUAAAGAAUUGAGCCAUUUGAACACAAUCUAAUCUCAUACAGAAUAAAUUUAACAUCUUGUAACACUU
This is a messenger RNA of Molossus molossus (Pallas's mastiff bat), 2874 nucleotides long. RefSeq names its product zinc finger protein with KRAB and SCAN domains 1. The transcript is spliced from 7 exons. Gene Ontology annotation, molecular function: DNA-binding transcription factor activity, RNA polymerase II-specific; RNA polymerase II cis-regulatory region sequence-specific DNA binding. Bases 226 to 2451 code for a protein of 741 amino acids. NCBI's taxonomy places the organism in Eukaryota, Metazoa, Chordata, Mammalia, Chiroptera, Molossidae. Gene Ontology annotation, biological process: central nervous system development; regulation of transcription by RNA polymerase II. The record is from RefSeq and is a predicted model, not a curated record. Gene Ontology annotation, cellular component: nucleus.